UUUGCUUUCCUCCCGCACAGAUCAUGUUUUGUACUUUGAACACUCAUAAAGUUGAUAUGGACAAGCUCUUAGGGGCACAAAUUGGCCUUGAGGAUUUCAUAUUUGCCCACAUAAAAGGACAACGAAAAGAAGUGGAAAUUCUUAAAACCGAUGAUGUGCUUGGGCUUACCAUUACAGACAACGGAACUGGCUGUGCGUUUAUAAAGCGAAUCAAAGAAGGCAGCCUUAUGGACCAAAACAAAAUGAUCUGCGUGGGUGACCACAUAGAGACUAUAAAUGGAAAAAAUGUGUCAGAUUGUCGGCAUUAUGAAGUUGCCAAAAUGCUAAAAGAUCUAGAGAAAGGUCAGAUGUUUAAGCUGGAGUUGAUAGAGCCUAUGAAAACAUUUGAAAAGCUGGAACCAAGGUCCAAAGGUGGAACUCUCCCAGAGGCUAAAAUCUCCAGAGGGAGAGAAACUCUUCGUCUGAGAACCAAAGGCCCUGCUACUGUGGAGGAAACGCCAACUGAAGUUGAAGAAAAAGCAAUUAAAAAAGUGGAUGAGCUUCUUGAAACAUACAUGGGGAUAAGAGAUAUUGAAUUAGCUGCAACAAUGGUGGAAGCUGGAAGAGACAAGAAAAACCCAGAUGAAUUUGCUGUGGCAUUGGAUCAAGCUCUUGGAGACUUUGCAUUUCCAGAUGAGUUUGUCUUUGAUGUAUGGGGAGCAAUAGGUGAUGCUAAGCAAGGACGACUGGAAUGAGAACUAUGCAGUUUAUCAAUCCCUAUUUUAAAAUACAGAUUUAUUUUCAAAUACAUACAUCAGAAUUUUAUUACUUUUAUUGAUAUGAAUC
Molecule: messenger RNA, 825 nt
Organism: Pterocles gutturalis (yellow-throated sandgrouse)
Lineage: Eukaryota; Metazoa; Chordata; Aves; Pterocliformes; Pteroclidae
Product: PDZ domain-containing protein GIPC1-like
Exons: 5
Coding region: 24-734 (236 amino acids)
Molecular function (GO): protein binding
Source: RefSeq, a predicted model, not a curated record